GCCAAAACGUAGCACGUUUCAGCCUUUCAGGUUGUUGUCUGUAUACAGCGUGAACUGAAGUGUUUCCUUGUCACCGUAUUUUACGUAUUGCCAUACAAUAAUCAUCAAGUUUUUGUUUUUGCGUGUUUUAGUAUAUUUUAUUUUUUAGUAUUUACUAUUGUAUUAGUAAGACUACGAUGGAUCUUAUUGAUAUUAUUUCACCUAAGAAAAAAAAUCCUAGUGGAAAGUUUAUUGGUACCGGUCAGAGGCAAAUUAUCAUCAAUCUAUACAAAGAAAAAGUUAAUCAACAAAGCGAAAAUCCAGACAGCCCUCGAAUAAACUACAGGCAAAUGAUUUUGGAAAUUUCAAAAUCAACCGGUAUUGGUCAACGUACAGUCCAAACAACUUUGUCCGAAUACAAAAAUAAAGGUACUGUGUCAUCACCCAACAAAAAGAAAGUAAGACCUACAAUUAUCGAUAAAGUGGACGAUUUUGACAAAAACGCAAUACGUCAAAAAAUCCAUAGUUUUUGGUUCAACCGUAAAGUGCCCACAAUUUCAAAGGUGUUGGCUGCCAUAAACGAAGAUGAAACGUUGCCAAGAAUGAAACGUUCAUCAUUUCAAAAAAUACUGAAAGAAUUGCAGUUUGUGUACGUAAAAAAAUGUCGGAAUAGUGCGCUUCUUGAAAGAGAUGACCUUGUGGCUUGGCGGCAAAAAUAUUUGAAAAAAAUAAAACAGUACAGAGCUGAGGGCAGACAAAUUUAUUACUUAGACGAGACGUGGGUCAACGCAGGAGAAACACAUAGUAGAACAUGGGUCGACAGUUCAGUCAGUUCACGACGUGACGCAUUCAAGAAAGGUCUCACAACAGGACAAAAGGAACCCUCGGGCAAAGGUAAGCGGCUCAUCGUCUUACACAUUGGAUCAUCCGACGGCUUUGUGUCGGGGGGCUUUUUGUGCUUCGAAUCCAAAACAAACUCAUUCGACUACCAUGACGAAAUGAAUGGUUCUACUUUUUUUGAAUGGUUUGUUAAAAUUCUACCGUUACUCAAAGAUAACGCAGUCAUUAUAAUGGACAAUGCUUCAUACCAUUCUGUAGAAAAAGAUCCAACUCCAGUGAUGUCGUGGAAAAAACAGGAUAUUAUAAACUGGCUGGAAAGUAAAGGUGAGGUCGUUACACAACCAAUAGUCAAGGCGGAAUUGUUACUGAGAGUGAAGGAAAUCAAAUCUGAACACGAAAAAUAUGUAAUCGACGAGUACGCAAAAGAAAAUGGCAAAACCGUUUUAAGAUUGCCUCCAUACCACUGCGAGCUGAACCCAAUAGAGCUCGCGUGGUCAUCCGUCAAACAUUAUGUCCGGACGCAUAACAAUACCUACAAAUUAAAAGACGUACAAGAAUUAUUAAAGCAAGGCGUAGAACACGUAACACCAGAGAUGUGGACCAAUUUUGUUCAGCACGUCGUAAAAGAGGAAGAUAAAUUUUUGAGAAUCGACUUCAUCACAGAUGAAAUGUUGGAGGAAGAACCUGAAAGUGAACAACACAUCCUAACAAUAGGGACAGGUGAUGACAGUGAUUCUGAUUUUGAUUCAGACUCUGAAUAAUUUAUUUGUAUAAUUUUUUUUUUGUAUUUAAAUUUUUUUUGCAUUAUUUCUAUUUUAUAUAUUACAACAUGCAUUUUAUCU
Molecule: messenger RNA, 1661 nt
Organism: Myzus persicae (green peach aphid)
Lineage: Eukaryota; Metazoa; Arthropoda; Insecta; Hemiptera; Aphididae
Exons: 2
Coding region: 177-1580 (467 amino acids)
Molecular function (GO): nucleic acid binding
Source: RefSeq, a predicted model, not a curated record